This is a messenger RNA of Culex quinquefasciatus (southern house mosquito), 4634 nucleotides long. RefSeq lists its product as uncharacterized. Gene Ontology annotation, molecular function: nucleic acid binding; zinc ion binding. The coding region runs from base 3 to 4634 and encodes 1543 amino acids. Gene Ontology annotation, biological process: DNA integration. NCBI's taxonomy places the organism in Eukaryota, Metazoa, Arthropoda, Insecta, Diptera, Culicidae. The transcript is spliced from 4 exons. The record is from RefSeq and is a predicted model, not a curated record.
AAAUGGACGAGGCUGGCCACCAGAUCCACGACAAUGGCGCAGCUGCUCCCACAGGGGAAGCUGCACGCGGAGAUAACGCGACGGCAUCAGCAUUGGCGAAAGCCCUAGAGCACGAAAAACGUCGCAACGCGUCGUUGAUGUCGUUGUUGAAGAAGACCCGCAACAAGGCAGAUUCGUUCAAUUGGGUGGAAGAACCUUCCAUCGAAGAAGGCCUCCCUCGGCAAGUGGACAGAAACUCGACGAUGAAGGAAAGUUUCUCGGGUAACGAAUCGUCCAUAAUGACUUCGAUGGCGCUCGCUUCGCUAAACAUCAGCGAAUGUAAACCGAGGGACGGCAAAGAGAUCGAUAAACAAACUUUCGAGCGCUGGAAACAAACCCUCCAAGCGGCCUUGCAGAUUUCCGGAAUCGAGGACGAGAGGGCAAAGGCUAACGCCUUCACCAUCAAAGCUGGAGAGAAGCUGAAGGACCUGCUCGAAGCUACAUCCUCCGGUGUGGACGCCCCGGACGAAACGCUGUUUCCGUACUCAAACAUGAUGUACCGACUGGAGCAACAUUUUGGGUCCCAAGAUUACCUACUCCUCCAACGUCAAAAACUGAGGUCGUUGCUGCAGGAAACUGGCGAAGAGGACUCUAAAUACGUCCGACGAGUCGUUGCAGGAGCCAAGCUUUGCGGAUACAGCGAUGAUAGUUUGUUCGAGAACGUCGUUGACGUGCUUCAGGCGCACGCACUAUCGUUGGAUGUUCGUAAAGCGUGCCGGAAGUUGCUGCGGUCAAAAGAAGCGCCCAAAAGGAAGCUCGAACAUUUACUGGAGGAAGUCGACGCAUUGGAAGUAGACCAGAAGCAUGAGGCGAUCUUCACACGUAAUCAUCCGCCGCUGAAAGUUUCCGCUGAGGUAUCCGCCGUCAGAUCAGGUCAUCCGGUGUUCAGCGGUAACCAUCACUAUUCGUCGAGAGGUGGCGUCUCAGCGCGGCCGCCAUACUCACCGAGAUCUAGUCACGGCUACCAAGGCCAGUCGUACUCACCGAGACCCAGUUUCGGCUACCAAGGCCAGGCGUACUCACCGAGAUCCAGUUACGGCCACCACGGCGGACAUUACGAUCAGCGGGGCCAUCACGGCUCGUGGGCUAGAGGAAGGGGGAAAUUCAACAGUCGAGGAAAACCAUUUCAGCCAAACAAUGAACGCGCGCAGCGGUGCUGGAGAUGUACCGGUACAUACCAUUCCCCGGAUCUAUGUGACAAUCGAGACAAGAUCUGUCACAAAUGUCACGAGAAGGGUCACAUCGCUCGAGCGUGCGACGAGGUACCCGAGGAACAUCGAUCCAAGCAACAGCUCACUCCGGAAGGGAAGUUUCCUCAGCCAUCCAAGUUGCGGAAGGUCGCUGCCCUUGCUGACGAUAACGACAACCAACCAGGAUUGGAAUCAAUUCGACAAACCGAUCGUGUUGAAGAUUCGAGCAGAGAGACAGCUUCCUCCAUACAGUCUGUGGGUGUAGGGCCGUCGGAGAACCGCGGUUGCGGCACAAUUACCGGUCACGUUGCGGGCGUGGCCCUGGUCUUUUUAAUCGACUCCGGCGCUGAGGUCAACACAGUGGACAAGAAAAACUUCGACAAAAUGCUGGCAAAUAACAAUUCAAAGCGAGGACUGUACUGUUAUACCGAAGGAUCUGAUUUGUCACUGAAAGCCUACGCAACUCCAGGAUUUAUUUCCGUAAUCGGCUCUUUCACGGCGGAGCUUUUCAUCACGGCUGAUCGGCCAAGUUACCUCGAAAAAUUUUACAUCGUGCAGAAUGCACGGCCGCUACUGAGCAGAGGUACUGCCCUGCGGUACAGCGUCCUCCAGCUAGGCCUGCAAGUCCCGGUCCAGAAGGAAGCAAAUGCCAUCCAAGAGGUCCUCGCCCUGUCGAAAACCAACGAGUUUCCAAAGUUCGACAUCCCCCCGGUCGUAAUUUCGUACGACAAGUCUAUGCCACCUUCAAGACAUAUCUUUACUAACAUUCCACCCGCCUUCAAAGAGGAAACAGAACGCCGACUAGCAGAACUGCUAUCGUCUGGAAUCAUCGAGAAAGUUACAACUCAAAUGGACCGUUCGUUUUGCUCGUCCCUACUGGUUGUUCCGAAAGGGAAAGACGAUAUACGCCUGGUGGUGGACUUGAGGGGGCCGAAUAAGUGUAUAAUCCGCACCCCGUUCAGGAUGCCGACGCUCGAGUCGAUUCUGGCUCGGCUGAACGGUUCCAAGUGGUUCUCUACGAUCGACCUAACGAGUGCAUUCUUCCACGUGGUCCUGGACGAGCAAUCGAGGCACUUAACGAACUUCUUCUCCGGUCAGGACAUGUACCGGUUCGUACGGCUUCCGUUUGGUCUGACAAACGCACCGGACGUUUUCCAAGAGGCUCUCCAGACUAACGUACUUGCCGGUUGCGAGGGUACUUGUAACUACUUAGACGAUAUCUUGGUAUACGGAAAGACACAAGCAGAACACGAUUCGAACUUGAGGAAGGUACUUUCAAGGCUCCGGAGUCACGGUGUGCGGUUGAAUGAGCAGAAGUGCGUAUUUCGCAAGAACAGCGUGAAGUUCUUGGGAUUCCAGCUUUCGUACGAUGGGCUGAGCGUCGAGGAGGAUAAACUGAAAGCGUUGGAGAACUUCCGUCGUCCCGAGAAUUUGCAGGAAGUGAAAAGUUUUCUUGGCUUGAUUAAUUUCUCGGAGCGCUUCAUCUUGAAGCGAGCGGAUAAAACGGAGAACCUUAGGAACCUCAGUAGGUCGGAGACGUUCUACUGGACAGACUGCGAAGAGGAGGAGUUUCUGUACUUGAAGUACGAGGCGCUCUCAUCCAUCAAGAAGCUUGGAUACUUUGACUGCAAAGAUAAAACGGAGCUGUUUGUCGACGCGUCGCCGAUUGGCCUUGGGGCCGUCCUGGUUCAGUACAAUAACGAAGGUACACCCCGGAUCAUCGCGUGCGCUUCUAAAGCUUUGUCAGCGAGCGAGCAAAAGUACCCCCAGUCGCAGAAAGAGGCGCUUUCGAUCGUAUGGGGCGUCGAACGGUUUUCGUACUAUCUGAUCAGCAAGCCGUUCGUUGUUCGUACGGACUCGGAAUCAAACGAAAUAAUCUUCGACAGCGAACAAAGAACCGGAAAACGGGCAGUGACUCGAGCUGAGACGUGGGCACUCCGUCUGCAAUCUUUUCGGUUCAAGCCCAAAAGAGUUCCAGGUAACCAGAACAUCGCCGACGCGCUGUCACGCUUGAUAGAUAAAUCACAAAUCGACGAACCCUUCGACGACAUCAACGAGAAGCACGUUUUGUAUGCCCUUGAUGCCGCCCACAUGAACCUCUCUUGGAACACGAUAGAGAUCGCAUCUGAAACUGAUGAAGAAAAUUGUGCCGUUCGAUCUGCAUUGCAUACCGGAGUGUGGCCAGAAAACCUUCGUCGCUAUGAAACACAAUCGAAAGAGCUCCGCGUGCUGGGUUCACUGGUUUUCAAAAGCGACAAGAUCAUUCUUCCUCUGAAGCUUCGUCGGACCGCGAUCGAGAUUGCUCACCAGGGACACGUCGGGUGCGGUGCCACCAAGAAGCUCCUUCGGGACUACUUCUGGUGGCCCAACAUGAGCAAGGAGGCGGUCGAGUUUGUCGGCAAGUGCGAAGCUUGCCUAAUGGUAUCAAGAAAAAACCCGCCCCUACCACUCUCCAGCCGCACACUUCCCCAAGGACCUUGGGAGAUCUUACAGAUAGACUUUCUGACACUGAACGGAUGUGGAUCGGGGCAUUUCCUUGUCAUAGUUGAUAUGCACUCAAGGUUUUUGCAAGUCAUUGAAAUGAAAACCACCGAUUGCACAAAAACCAACGCCGCGCUCUGCAAAGCGUUCACUACCUGGGGACUUCCGCUCAUCAUCCAAAGCGACAACGGCCCGCCUUUUCAGAGCCAAGAAUUUACAGACUUCUGGGAAGACAAAGGUGUUCGGGAGCGCAAGUCGAUCCCCCUCAGUGCCCAGUCAAAUGGAGGCGUCGAACGACAAAAUCAAGGCAUAAUAAAGUCGAUUUCCGCUGCCAAAGCCGAGCAACGAAACUGGAGGGAAGCCCUACAAGAGUAUGUGCACGUGCACAACACCAGGAAGGAACACUCGCGCCUCGGGGUUACACCGUUCGAGCUGUUGGUGGGCUGGAAAUACCGCGGAACUUUUCCAGCACUCUGGGAAACUAAGUCUUCAGAGAAGGUCGAUAAAGAACAGGUAGCCGAGGACGACGCCGCAUCUAAACUGUGCAGUAAAAAGUUCGCUGACAACAGCAGGGGCGCCAAGGAGUCCGACAUUCAACCUGGCGAUAGGGUGGUCAUUUCUAUCCCGCAACGUAACAAACUGGACCCGUCCUUUUCGAGAGAGGACGACGCCGAUGACACGCUGACGAAUGUACCACCCGACGCGCGGGACCAUAACUCGGAGACAGAACAGCAAGAGAAUCGGCAGCCACCUGCGACCAACAAUUCAUCGGACGUUCGCAGGAACCUCGACGAUUCGGAGGCGGCCCAGAUUCCGAUUACUUCCGGAGACGGUUCACCAACGAACAAUACUGGAAGACCCAAGAGGAACAUUCUAAGACCAAGCAAAUACAAGGAUAUGUAUCUGUACAACAUUUUUCAGUAA